UAUUACGUCCAACCGCCAAGUACCGAAGCCCUACCCAUUGCCCAUCAAAACUUCUACAUGCACCCAACCAACCAAUGAAGGACCCGUCCUUCUUUCUCCUAAAAAACUCUCUGGGAGCCAAGAUGAAGAAGGGCAUCAGAACUUUUUGCAAUGAUGAUGGCUCAACCUCUACCCUUAACCAGCAAAAUAAAACCAACCAUGGCGACUCCACCAGCAUGGUCACCCCGUUUCCCGUUGCCUCCCCUUAUAAUUCGCACAAUUCUAAUUCGGGACAAAGCACAACAUUGGAGGAGAUGAUAUUGCAGUUGGAAUUAGAAGAGGAGGUUGCUAGAAAAGCUAAGCUUAAUGACCGUACCCGAAUUCAGGGUAGGAUGUCAUGUGUCAACAACUCUGACAUCUUGAGGUCUGCUAGGAACGCAUUGAAUCAAUACCCUCGCUUUUCUCUCGAUGGAAAGGAUGCCAUGUAUCGGUCUUCUUUCAGAAACAUGAGUGGUAAUAUUGAAAAGGCGGAAAGAAAAUCAAUCAGCUCCGGCGACCAUGCACUCAGAGGAAGAUUCUCGGAAACUGAUUUUGAUUCCAAGUUAGGAAGAAAUUGGACUUUGCCCCAAACUCUAGCAGGAGAGAGUGUGGUAUGGUGCCAACCUGGAGUGGUGGCUAAGUUGAUGGGUCUAGAGGCCAUGCCAGUGCCAUUAAGCGGCAAAUAUGGUAAACAAAAGUUGAGCUCUAUCAUAAAAAAGCAGAAUCUCAGGAGGAGAGCAGAGAGGCAUGAAGUGGAGAGAAGACUUGCUAUGGAUAACUGUUGUAAUGGAAUCAAGAGAGGGAGGAUGGCUUCCUGUUCAAGGACUGGAUACUGUGUUAUGAAGCCGGUUGCAGUGGAGCCAACGAGUGUUCCAGCAGUUUGGCCAAUCAGGCGCUUUCUUUAGAUUCUCACAGCAAAGUCAAAUCUCCGAUCUAAGUAUGCCUGGGAAGAGUUGCUGAUCACGAUAUCGCUUUGCAUGCUGGGUGUUUGGACUUUGGAAGCAAUGUUACAUUGUCAUAAUCUCGUUUUACAGAUUGUUAUAACCUUUUUAUUUUCAAUUAUGGCAGCCCUUUUCUCA
Messenger RNA from Carya illinoinensis, 1097 nucleotides. RefSeq lists its product as uncharacterized. The record is from RefSeq and is a predicted model, not a curated record. The transcript has a single exon. Lineage: Eukaryota; Viridiplantae; Streptophyta; Magnoliopsida; Fagales; Juglandaceae. The coding region runs from base 75 to 923 and encodes 282 amino acids.